Molecule: messenger RNA, 2179 nt
Organism: Rhizopus microsporus ATCC 52813
Lineage: Eukaryota; Fungi; Mucoromycota; Mucoromycetes; Mucorales; Rhizopodaceae
Product: Pkinase-domain-containing protein
Exons: 12
Coding region: 98-2053 (651 amino acids)
Biological process (GO): protein phosphorylation
Molecular function (GO): protein kinase activity; protein binding; ATP binding
Source: RefSeq, a predicted model, not a curated record
AAAGCAUUGAUCGUCUUGACUUUUUUCUUUUUCUUUUUUCUUUUCUCUCAAUUUUGUAUUAAAACACAAGCUAAUAUUCUUUAUUUUUUUGAACAAAAUGUCUUCAUAUAUAUCACGAUCUAAAAGCACAGGUGCCGAUACAUUAUUAAAAUAUCAACAAGACGAAAAAGAAGCAAUUGAUUAUUUAAAUUCAAUGUUGGAUAUACAAAUUACAGAACGACUUGACCAAGAACUGAGAGACGGCGUUUUAUUAUGCAAUCUGUUAAACAAACUGAAGCCUGGAACAGUAAAACAGAUUGGACAUAAGGAUUUAUCAUUUAUCAAAAUGGAUAACAUAACACGGUUCUUACAAGGAGCUCGUCAGUUGGGUUUAGACAAGUCUGAUCUUUUCGAUACAUUGGAUUUAUUCGAAGCAAGAAAUAUGGAAGCAGUCAUUCAUACAAUACUUGUCAUUUCAAAACUAACACCACAACAAAUCCUAUCGAGACAAAGAAAAAGUGUGACGAAUAACAACAAAAAACAGAGAAAGAAAGAUGCUUCUUUCAAUCGACCGCCUAAAUCACCUCUUCGCUUAUCUGCAGCUGAUAUAUAUUGUCCCAACAGAAGACACACGGCUCAUUUUGAACAGGAAAAUGUGCCAAAGGCGUCGAACAGACGAUAUUCAACACCAGAGAAUAAUACAUAUCCAAAUAGACACAAAGCGCUUCGAAAAAGAAAUGAUUCGGCUGUUGAAUUAUUGAAAGACGGAGAGGAUGAUGAUAAAAAAGAAAAAGUGUUGAUUUAUAAUAAGGAUGGAGUGAAUACACAUUAUCAACUAGGCAAUUGUAUUGGUAAAGGCCAAUUUGGAUGUGUGUACAGAGCGCUUGAUCUAGGUACAGGCGAGAUUGUAGCAGUCAAGAAAUUGUUUUUGGAAAAUGGUGAAUUAGACGAAGAAAUCAUGAAAGAAGUAUCCCUACUUAAAACAUUAUCCCACACCAAUGUCAUUCGAUAUCUUGGAUUUAUUCAAAACAAGAAUAGUGUCAAUAUCAUACUAGAAUACGCUGAAAAUGGUUCUCUCAAUUCCACACUGAAAGCGUUUGGCGCAUUUCCAGAAAAACUUGUAGCUUCAUUUUGUAUCAAGAUUUUGAAUGGUCUUGAAUAUCUUCACGCUAACCAAGUCGUUCAUUGUGAUCUCAAAGCAGCCAACAUCCUCACGACCAAGACAGGCGAUGUCAAACUAACCGAUUUUGGUGUAUCGCUCAACUUGAAGAUGAAAAGUGCAGAUGCUGGAAGCGUUUCGGGAACACCCAACUGGAUGGCACCAGAGGUCAUUGAGCUAAAAGGAGCUUCUACAAAAUCAGAUAUUUGGUCACUUGGUUGCACCCUGAUCGAACUUGUCACGGGUAAGCCGCCUUAUGCCGACCUGAUCUCCAUGUCUGCCAUGUUUCGCAUCGUUGAAGAUAAAUACCCGCCUUUGCCCGAUACUAUCUCCAAAGAUAUGCGCGACUUCUUACUUGCCUGUUUUCAAAAGGAUCCUCAGGCACGUCCAUCAGCUAGCCAAUUGAAGCAACACAAAUGGAUCGUCAAAAGCUUACAGCGCAUGAAAAAAUCAGAGACAUACGCUCAUGAACUGUCCAAUUAUCUACAGUCAUAUGCAUCACCAUUGGGUGAUGAGCACAGGAGAUUGUCUAGCUUUACGAGUAGUGAAAGUCAGGUUACUUUGUAUGACGAAACAGCAGCCGUGGACCAUUUGAAGACUUCUUUACUAGAGUUCAGCCAUGAUCAUAGUAGUAAUCAUCAUUUUAUUCAUACAUCCUUUGAAGUUGAAUGUAAAGUGUGUGGUGAUCUGUUGAAAGGUCAAUCUUUGUUUUGUGAAGUAUGCUCACUGAUAUGUCAUGAAGAGUGUAAGAAAACUGCCUUCUUGUGUCCUCCCAAGGUGAACGAUCAACAACCAUCCUACGAUGUAAGUGUAAAAAAAGAUGUGAAAACAAUAUACCUUAUAUAUAUUUCUAGUCUUCUGCAAAAAUAUACAACAGACGUCGUCCAUCGUCGCUUGAUUCCAAGGCCUGUAUGAUGAAUAACGCGCUCUUUCAUCAAUUAAAGCCAGAAGAUGCAGAAAGUAUUCGACAAUAUGUCUUGACUCUAGGUUUGACACCGCAGGAGCAGAAUGCAUUGAUCGCGAAUCAAGCUUUACUCUCUC